Messenger RNA from Brassicogethes aeneus, 2981 nucleotides. Lineage: Eukaryota; Metazoa; Arthropoda; Insecta; Coleoptera; Nitidulidae. The record is from the annotation of a GenBank genome assembly.
GCCGAUCCGACCUUCAUGGCUGUCAAGCUAGAAGCGAGCUCCUCUAUUUUUUCAACUCGUUUAAGGUGUCUUCUUUUAAUGUAGUUUAAUGUUGUUUAGGUAAAAUCGCCGCGAAUAGGUGUUAAGAAGGCAGAAGAGACAGGCUGAAGGUGUGGUGUGUGAGUGCGAGGAGCAGUGGACAUGUUUACAGGAACACUGCGAAUUAAAAUAUGCGAGGCUACGGGCCUUCGGCCGACGGACUUCAGCAGACGCCAUACAUUCGGCAAAGGAGACGAACUGUUGGACCCUUAUGUCACUGUCGAUGUCGACGACACGCACUUGGCUCGCACGGACAGCAAACCGAAAACUUUUGAUCCCCUUUGGAACGAGUUCUUCGAGCUGCAGGCGCAAAACGCCAAAAUUCUCACGCUCACUGUGUUUCACGAUGCGGCCAUCCCGCCCGACGUCUUCGUCGCCAAUUGCAGCAUUCCCAUGGAGGAUCUGCUCAACAGGGACAAAGACGACGGAGAUUUUUGGGUUAACUUAGAACCAACUGGCCGUCUACACAUUAGAAUAGAUCUAAAAGCUUCAAAUGAAUUCCAAAGUGGAGCAAAGCCGAAAGAGUUCAAGGAGAGAAAGGGCAUCAAUCGGCGAAGGGGGGCCAUGCGAAGACGCGUUCAUCAAGUUAACGGGCACAAAUACAUGGCCACCUUUUUGAGACAACCCACUUUUUGUUCACACUGCAAGGAAUUUAUUUGGGGUAUUGGCAAGCAGGGCUAUCAAUGUCAAGUAUGCACAUGCGUUGUUCACAAGAGAUGUCAUUCCCUUGUGGUUACAAGGUGUCCUGGGAUGAAAGAUGAGUCGAGUUCACAAAGCACGCGGUUCAACGUGAACAUACCGCACAGAUUCGAGGUGCACAACUACAAGCGCUUCACGUUUUGCGACCACUGCGGCUCGCUGCUUUACGGCCUCUAUCGGCAAGGUUUGCAGUGCGAGGUGUGCAACCUAAACGUGCACAAGCGAUGCCAGAAGAACGUCGCCAACAACUGCGGCAUCAACGUGAAACAGAUGGCAGACAUCCUCACCGAGAUUGGAGUCACGCCGGACAAGCAAACGUCGAAAAGGAAGGCCGUUUUAACGGGACCCGGCAGCAACGGAAGCCAGCAGGACAGUCAAAAUGAUAACCAGGCGAGGAACGAAGCCUCCGAUGAGGCUCUCUCCAAAAUGAUGGAGGAGAAAAUGCAAAACAACUGUGGAGAAAGGGGCGCCAGUCAAACCAUCGGAUUGCACGACUUCCACUUUGUAAAGGUUCUGGGCAAGGGAAGUUUCGGCAAGGUGAUGUUGGCGGAGAAAAAGGAUACCGAAGAGGUGUACGCGGUGAAGGUGCUAAAAAAGGACGUGAUAAUACAGGACGACGACGUAGACUGCACUAUGACGGAGAAGCGCAUCUUGGCGCUGGCCGCCAAGCACCCCUUCCUCACCGCUUUGCACUCCUGCUUCCAGACCCGCGACCGCCUCUUCUUCGUCAUGGAGUACGUGAACGGCGGCGAUCUGAUGUUCCAGAUCCAGCGCGCCAAGAAGUUCGACGAGCCGCGCGCGCGCUUCUACGCCGCAGAGGUCACGUUGGCGCUGCAGUUUUUACACAAGCACGGCGUCAUCUAUCGCGAUCUCAAGCUUGACAACAUUCUGCUGGACGCGGAUGGGCACUGCAAACUGGCCGAUUUCGGCAUGUGCAAAGAGGGCAUUCUGGACGGCAUCACCACGGCCACGUUCUGCGGCACGCCGGAUUACAUAGCGCCCGAAAUAUUGCAAGAACUAGAAUAUGGCGCUAGCGUGGACUGGUGGGCGCUGGGCGUGCUGAUGUACGAAAUGAUGGCGGGUCAGCCGCCUUUUGAGGCCGACAACGAGGACGACCUGUUCGAGUCGAUCCUGCACGACGACGUUCUCUAUCCUGUGUGGCUUUCCAAGGAGGCGGUCAGCAUCCUAAAAGGCUUCAUGACCAAAAACAGCAGCAAACGGUUGGGCUGCGUGGUCAGUCAGGGCCAGGAGGCCGCCAUACAGGGGCAUCCCUUCUUCAAGGAGAUCGACUGGACAGCGCUGGAACAGCGCAAGGUCAAGCCGCCGUUCAGGCCUAGAAUCAAGAGUCGCAAAGACGUGGCGAAUUUCGACCAGGAAUUCACUCGAGAAGAUCCGGUGCUGACUCCGGUGAAUCCGGAGGUGCUGCAGUCAAUCAACCAGGAUGAGUUCAGAGGUUUCACCAUUGUAAAUAAGGAUUACAACCCGCACCGCUACACAACCGAAUAAACAAAAACAUACGAAAACAAAACAACAUCAGCUUCAGUUCUUGUUGUUUUGUCUCUCUCUGUCUCUUAGUUUUUGACAUUUUAUGCGAGGCGUAAAUAUAACAAACAGUACCUACUCAUGUUAUGUAUUAUAUAGAGUUUAUUUACCCAAUUUCUUUCUUUGAUUUAUUAAUUAAUACAGGUAAGUUAUUUCUUGGUUGUGUUUGCAAGGAAAAUUUCUUGCCAGAUUACUUACAACACAGAUAUUGGCAAACAGAAUUGUGAAAAAAGCCAAAGAGUUGUAUACUGUAACAAUGAGUUAGAUCUUUGUCUUUCGCUCUGUUCCACGACCCGCAAAAGUAUGUUAAGGUUACCUAGGUAUGUGUAUUAUUUUGAAGAAGUUGUGGAACAGAGCUGCUGGAUGUUUUAUCCAGCUUUAAUCUAGUCACUGUAUGGCCUAUGUAAAUAUCAGAAAAGAUUUAAUCCUAUUUAGGGACAAUGUUAAACUCACUUUGAAAAAAUACACCCACUUAAUUUACUACAAAAAAAUCAUUGAAUUUUUGACAGACUUUUUUUUACCUUUUUUGUCAUUUUCAAUGUCUACCUUUUUUUUGAAAUUAAUAAAAAACGCCGAUUUUUUCAAUUUAUUCUAAUAAAUUGUGGUAAAUUAUAAUAGAGUUUAGCAGAUAUAAUUAAAAUAUGUUAAAAAAUUUAGGGAAA